Schistocerca americana (American grasshopper) is the source of this 1197-nucleotide messenger RNA. RefSeq lists its product as uncharacterized. The transcript is spliced from 3 exons. The record is from RefSeq and is a predicted model, not a curated record. NCBI's taxonomy places the organism in Eukaryota, Metazoa, Arthropoda, Insecta, Orthoptera, Acrididae. Bases 1 to 1197 code for a protein of 398 amino acids.
AUGCUCGGUGCGGGCAACUCCAUCGGCACGCUCGGCGCUGGCGACUCUGUUGGCAUGGUCGGCACAGGCAACUCUGUUGGCAUGCUCGGCACGGGCGACUCCGUUUGCAUGCUCAGUGGGGGCAACUCAGUAGGCAUGCUUGGAGCGGGCGACUGUGCUGGCGAGUGCAGUGCAAGUGACUGCGGUGGAGCACUUGGCACGGGUGACUCCGUUGGCACGCUCAGCAGGGGCAACUCAGUAGACAUGCUUGGAGUGGGUGACUGUGCUGGCGAGUGUGGUGCAAGCGACUGUGGUGGAGCACUUGGCAUGGGUGACUCCGUUGACAUGCUCAGUGGGGGCAACUCAGUAGGCAUGCUUGGACCGGGCGACUGUGCUGGCGAGUGCGGUGCAAGUGACUGUGGUGGAGCACUUGACAUGGGUGACUCCGUUGGCAUGCUCAGCGGGGGCAACUCAGUAGGCAUGCUUGGAGCCGGCGACUGUGCUGGCGAGUGCGGUGCAAGCGACUGCGGUAGAGCACUUGCCACGGGUGACUGCAUUGGCGUGGGUGACUGCAUUGGCACACUCGGCACAGAUGACAUAUUUAGCACACAGUUUUGGUGCACUGGGCCCAGUAGACAAGUUGUAGCAUGCAGCACAGGUGACAGUGUUGGUAUGCACUGCACGGGCGACAGUACUCGCGCAUGCAACACUGUUGCUGCCCUCUAUGUGGGUGGGCGACAGUGCUGGCACUCUCCGCAGGGGCGGGCGACACUGAUGGCACACUCGGCGAGGGCAGGCGACGACACUGCUGGCACACUCGGCGAGGGCAGGCGACACUGCGGGCACAGUCAGCGAGGACAGGUAACACUGCUGGUACACUCGGCGAGGGCAGGCGACGACACUGCUGGCACACUCAGCGAGGGCAGGCGACGACACUGCUGGCACACUCGGCAAGGGGAAGGGGACACUGCUAGCACAGUCAGCGAGGACAGGGUACAAGGUCCUUCAUCCUUAGCAAAUGUUAUAGAAACGGAUUUGCCAAUAGUUGAAGAAUUGCUUCUUAUGGUCUUGCCUCUAAUUCAAAAGAAAGAUAUAGUGACAUGUCAGGCAAUUAUGUUUCUCAAGAAGCAACAUGGAGCAAUCAAAGCUGUUGCAGAUCAACCUUUAUUUGCAGACCUCAUCACCAGUGGCAGUGCAAAAUGCAAGCUGUCACCUUAA